CGGACUGUUGCAGAAGGGCGCAGAAUGUCAGGCGGGCAGGUAACAGUUAACUUCGCCACAAGUGAGGAAAAUAUGUCGAACUAAAGAGUUUGGGGGAGAGAGAGCGGAUUUCCACAGUAAAUUCACACCGCAUCAACGGGAUUAUCGCUUGGCAACAAGAAGAGAAGAGAACAUUUGAAAAAAAAGCAUGUAGGAGCCGUGCGUAAAGAUUCCUGAGAGGGGUUGAUCAUCGCAGGGAGGAUUGCGCCAAAGUGCGACUUGAGGACCAGCUUCUUCAUGCAAAUUCAUGGAAUCAUAGGCGUGCCUUUGAGCGAUGGAGUCACAGCCGGGAAAGCAAACCCCCUCCUGGAUCACCAGCGACCUUCAAAGACUGUGAUGCGCAGCGCUCCGACUCAUUAACCGUGAACCGGGGCACAUGUUUUAAAAGCACCGAGGAGGAGAAGAGAAAGUUAGCUCUCAUUUUCCACGCGCUUCUUGACCAGCCGCACCUCUUCUUCGACACAACAGCUCCAAGCGGACUGGAUCUCCAACCACAGGCUCGUUGCUGUCACUAUUUCACUCGGGUCUUUAGUAUUUCCUGUCUCUAUUUCUAUAUGUUCACAUUCAAUUUGGACGACUUCAGACAGUCAGAGCCCUGAUGCGCAGGACGCUCCGCUCGCAUAGAACUUGUGCGUAAAGACGCAGAUCACAGAUUUGUUUUUUCUUUCAUACAAUCUAAAUCACCGAGGACUUUUCACAAUGUCAGAGGAGGACACCAGCUCCACCGCCAGCUCAGAAGGCAGCAACGUCAGCGUCCUCCACUGGGAGCAAGUGCAGCGGCUGGACGCCAUCCUGACGGAGACCAUCCCGAUCCACGGCCGAGGGAACUUCCCCACGUUGCAGAUGCAGCCGCGGCAGAUCGUGAAAGUGGUGCGCAGGCGGAUGGAGGAGAGACAGAUCCACGUCCGGGACGUUCGGCUCAACGGCUCAGCAGCCAGCCACAUUCUGCAUGGAGACAGCGGACUGGGCUACAAGGACCUCGACCUCAUAUUUUGCGCCGAUAUGAAAGGGGAGAGUGAUUUCCAGAUUGUGAAGGACAUCGUUUUGGACUGUCUCCUGGAUUUCUUACCCGACUGUGUGAACAAAGAGAAAAUAAGCCCGUUAACGUUAAAGGAAGCCUAUGUGCAGAAGAUGGUGAAGGUGUGUAAUGACUCAGACCGCUGGAGUCUCAUCUCCCUCUCCAACAACCGCGGAAAGAACGUGGAACUGAAGUUUGUGGACUCCCUCCGGCGGCAGUUUGAGUUCAGCGUGGACUCCUUUCAGAUCCGGCUGGACUCCCUGCUGCUGUUCUACGAGUGCUCAGAGAACCCGAUGGCCGAGACCUUCCACCCCACCAUCAUGGGCGAGAGCGUGUACGGGGACUUCGGCGAGGCCCUGCACCACCUCCGUCACAAGUUCAUCUGCACCCGAAACCCCGAGGAGAUCCGGGGCGGGGGUCUGCUGAAGUACUGUCACCUGCUGGUGAGGGGCUUCCGGGCCGCCUCCGAGUCCGAGAUGAAGUCCCUGCAGCGCUACAUGUGCUCGCGCUUCUUCAUCGACUUCUCUGACAUCGGCGAGCAGCAGCGCAAGCUGGAGUCCUACCUUCAGAACCACUUUGUCGGCCUUGAAGACCGCAAGUACGACUACCUGAUGACCCUGCACGGAGUGGUCAACGAGAGCACGGUGUGCCUGAUGGGACACGAGAGGCGGCAGACGCUGGGCCUCAUAGCCAUGCUGGCAGUGCGCGUCCUCGCCGAGCAGAACGUCAUCCCCAACGUGGCGAACGUCACGUGUUACUACCAACCCGCCCCUUAUGUGGCAGACGGCAACUUCAGCAACUACUACAUAGCGCAGGUUCAGCCGGUGUUCGCCUGCCAGCAGCACGCGUACUCCACCUGGCUGCCCUGCAACUGAGUGAGCCCGGAGGGACGGGGCAGGAAACAGAAGCUGGUUUGUUUAAACGAGAGCGAGCGGCGUGGUUGCCUCCUCAAACCUGCCCAGAGUCCUCUUUUUAGUGUUUCGCCUCAAAGGCCGCGUUUGACUUUCACUUCGAGUACAUAUUUCAAUGUGAAUGACUCACAUUUCUCGAAGAAAAAAAAAGGCCUACUGAUUCUAGCCAGGCCCACCGGGUUUGGAAAAAACUAAUUUGUGGUAGCUUGGAAAUAAAAGGCUCGACGCGAAAAUGCGCUUUGGCCUCGAACGCGAGCAGCAGAACUGUCAGCGAAACUGGUCGAGACAGAUCGAAGUCCGUCUAAAAGUGACCAGCCAGCAUGUUGCAACAGACCAAUCACCUGCAUCAGUGCCCUGAAGUCGAACCAAACACACACACACACACACACACACACACACACACACACACACACACACACAUAUGGUGAAAUCAGAGGUGUGAGCAUUAGGGCUCCAAAACAAGCAAUCGGCUUAACUGAGGUGGGGAUGCUGUUAAAGUAGUUUGAAUCUGCAAACUGGCAUCUUUGCCUCACGUUCGCUUAUCAUUAUGUUUGUUUACAGACCAAAGACUUUAGUUUCAAUCGUUCUCUAACAUUAAAACUCUAUUUUGAGGGGGGUGGGUGGGGGAUAAACAGAAAAACGAACCUGUGCGUCUUUGUACAUGCGAACAUGUGCGUUUGUAUCAAGUGCCUAUAAGAGAAUGAGCAGGCCAAAUGAUUAUGUCUUUUUGUGAAUUUGCCCCCCUGUGUUUAUGGCCACUCUCAGCAGUAGACAAUAGCACCCAAAAGGCUUGUGAAUGUACAUGUGAAAUCAUGCUGUCAGUGUUUUUUUUUUUUUUUUUUAAAUGCUUGGAUGA
Molecule: messenger RNA, 2824 nt
Organism: Gasterosteus aculeatus aculeatus (three-spined stickleback)
Lineage: Eukaryota; Metazoa; Chordata; Actinopteri; Perciformes; Gasterosteidae
Gene: tent5aa
Product: terminal nucleotidyltransferase 5Aa
Biological process (GO): mRNA stabilization
Molecular function (GO): RNA binding; poly(A) RNA polymerase activity
Source: RefSeq, a predicted model, not a curated record